This is a messenger RNA of Neodiprion fabricii, 1844 nucleotides long. RefSeq names its product ataxin-7-like protein 3 (gene Sgf11). Gene Ontology annotation, molecular function: transcription coactivator activity. The record is from RefSeq and is a predicted model, not a curated record. Gene Ontology annotation, biological process: regulation of transcription by RNA polymerase II; positive regulation of DNA-templated transcription. The coding region runs from base 248 to 1246 and encodes 332 amino acids. The transcript has 2 exons. Lineage: Eukaryota; Metazoa; Arthropoda; Insecta; Hymenoptera; Diprionidae. Gene Ontology annotation, cellular component: SAGA complex; DUBm complex.
GGACUCUCCGUUUUAUGGUUUUUGGAUCGUGGUUACAGGUUAUAUCUAUUCUCCAUAGCGGCGAGUAUCGACGUAGAGAUCCGAAGGAAAUAUUCUCAGUUUCGUCGUAUAAUUAAGUGUCUGAUAUUCCACAAAGGUUAAAUAAAUACUGCGAAAUUUUUAUAUCCUUCGGAAAGAAUUGUAAAAGUCGUAUCUCCAGAUAUCCAAAACACUUCGGAACGUCUCGUAAUUAGAGGUUAAGAUUAGAAUGUCUGGGAUCGACGAGCGGGUCGACGAAUUGAACAAAAAGUUUCUAGAGUUCGUGAGCAAACCGGAAAACGUCGACGCGGCAUCUAAAGAGAUAUACGAGGAUCUUUUGGACGAGGUGAUGAUGGGCUUCGUUUUUGACGUUCACAGAACCGUGAAGACAGGCAGUUCGGACGUCGAGGAGGGCAUUCCCGACGAUGAGUCAUACGCCAUAGUCGACCUGCCGGGUCUCGACGUCUUUGGCCAGCAGGCGAUAAAGAAAUCGCAGGACUGCGCCUGCCCCAACUGUGAUCGGGGUGUUGCGGCCUGUCGCUUUGCCACGCACCUGGAGAAGUGCAUGGGAAUGGGGAGGAACAGUUCAAGGAUAGCGUCAAGACGGAUCGCGAACAGUUCCAAAGACCUGAGCACCCUAAGUGGCGUCCUAAGCGACGACGACGACGACGUCGACUGGAGCCUGACGAACGACAAGCGGAAAAGACGCAAGGAUCGCAACGGGCUAAAAAAAUCCAAGCAGAGCAAGAGCGUUCAUAGAAACGGGGACACCGGCUCCGCCGGAGGCGAAAACAACCACACUAGCAACGAGAACUCUCCCUCGAACUACGAGAACAUGUCCGUUGAGGACAAACGCGCCUUGCUGACACAAAUCUGUGGGGUCGUUUCCGAACACACUAAGAAACUAUGCACGAGGUCGAUGCGCUGUCCACAGCACACCGACGACCAGCGGAAGGAUAUGCGUGCCAAUCUUGAGGCAACCAACAAUGGACAUUCUAAUCAGGACAAUCUUCACGUCGACGUUGACACCUACGAAGAAGGCGAUGGCCAGAAUUUGAGGGACGCCUUGGCCAGGUGGGAUCUCGAGGUUUCCAGCCAUUCCAGUCCCGCGGAUUCUGCAUCCACGACCUCCACGUCAUCCUCCAGUAGGAAGCGGGAUUCCAAGUCCAAGGGAAAAGGAAAGGGGUCGAAGCGAGACAGGGGAUCUCCCAUUUCUCAAGGCGAUUAACUGGACCUCUUGAUGCAAUGAACUUGAGGAAACGCUUGCAGCUCUGCAGCUCUGGAAUGUCUUCGUGAUCAUGAGUGGCGUCAGAAGUGAUGGGAAAUGCUUUUAAACUGGAAAGCAAAUACUUGUCGCCGUAGUUGAUAAUUCAAUGAUUGAUAGGCGAUAAGUUAAAUGAAUAUUACAAAUAGUACGAUAUCUCUGAUUACAUGUAAAAUAAGUUUUUUCACACAUUAUUUAUUGGUAGAUCGUAUCAUAUUAUAAGUGGAAUGACGUAAUUGAUAGCAGACUAAUGAUUGAGGAAGAACUUUUUCGCCCCAUUUUGUCAACGUCAAUAUUUUCGUCAUCGUUGUAACUUUGAAAAUAUAUCUCCCUUACAAAAUCUUGAUGAUAAUUGCAAUCGGACGAAAAAUCGUCGGGAUGAGAAUAAUUUGAACAGUAGGGAACCGAUAAAGGAUAUUCUGGAAUCGAUCAAAGUCCUAUGCUUUCUGCGCUCGAGUUUGACUAGCAAUAAUUUGAAACUGGUUUUCGCAUUAUGGGGUGAAAAAACACAGACCAGUGGUCGGAACGUCGCAUUCAGAAAUAAACACGUCUUUCGAUCGAG